Messenger RNA from Beta vulgaris subsp. vulgaris (sugar beet), 2000 nucleotides. Its product is annotated as protein trichome birefringence-like 2. The record is from RefSeq and is a predicted model, not a curated record. Gene Ontology annotation, cellular component: Golgi apparatus. NCBI's taxonomy places the organism in Eukaryota, Viridiplantae, Streptophyta, Magnoliopsida, Caryophyllales, Amaranthaceae. The coding region runs from base 192 to 1733 and encodes 513 amino acids. Gene Ontology annotation, molecular function: O-acetyltransferase activity. The transcript has 5 exons.
UCCAUUUUCAUAGUUUUCCUUCCCUCCUCUUUUUGCAACUGUAAAAGAAGCUAAACCAAAAGAAGAGAAACUAACUCUCUUUCUCCCUCUCUUAAUUCUUAAAUGGUGUGCAUUUUUCAAUUUAAAUAUUGAAUUUGUGAUGCAUUUUGUUUUGUUGGUUAAAUGGUGUGCAUGCAAAGUGAUGAGCAGUUAUGGCGUCAAUUAAAACAGGAUUACUGGAUAAUUUGCACCACAAAUUACACCCAAAACGAAAAUUAAUCAUUUCUGGGUUUGGUUUAGGUAUUGCUGCUGCUUCUUUCAUUCUUCUCUCUCUUAUAAUAUGGGUUACCAACAAAACUACAACACCAACUUCUUCUUCUUCUUCUUUCUUCUUUGAUUCUUCAAUUGUUUCUUGGUCCUUUUCUCUUCCAAAAACAUCAUUAUCUUCUUAUUCUGCUGAAAAUGCUACUAUUUUAGGCAAUUCUUCACUAAACAAUGUGAAUUAUAGAAAAACCCAGUUUGAAAAUCUUGAUUUGAAGCUGAAAAAUGUGAGUUUUCAUGGUCUAGAAUCAAGGGUUUUUAAUGAAAAACUCAAAGUUACUAAGGGAAGAAAUGAUGAGGGUUUGAGAAAUUUGAGUACAUUUGAUGGUAGAAUUGCAAGAGAAAUUUAUGGUGAUGCUGGAAAUUUGUUAGAGGAUUGUAAUAUUUUUGAUGGAAAAUGGGUUAGAGAUGAUGAUUUGCCACAUUACCCACCUGGUUCUUGCCCUUAUAUUGAUAGAGAUUUCAAUUGUCAUAUUAAUGGAAGACCUGAUAAAGGUUUUUACACAUGGAAAUGGCAGCCAAUUGGGUGCAAUAUUCGUAGACUGAAUGCCACGGAUUUCUUGGAGCGUAUGAGGGGAAGGAAGCUAGUGUUUGUAGGGGAUUCCUUGAAUCGGAACAUGUGGGAGUCUCUUGUUUGCAUGCUUUGGCAUAGUAUCAAAGACAAGAAGAGGGUGUAUGAGGUAUCGGGGAAGAAGGAAUUCAAAAAGGAGGGCUAUUACGCCUUCAGAUUCGAGGAUUACAACUGCACUAUUGACUAUGUUAGAGCUCCCUUUUUGGUCAGGGAAUCCACAUAUCAGAAGAAAAAUGGGUCACUAGCGACAUUAAGACUCGACUUAAUGGACCAAACAACCCAAAUGUAUCAUGAUGCUCAUAUUCUAGUCUUUAACACUGGCCACUGGUGGACCCAUGAGAAAACUUCUAGAGGGGAGGAAUAUUAUCAAGAAGGCGAUCAUGUUCACCCUCGACUUAAAGCUCUUAAGGCUUACAGGAAGGCCCUUGCCACUUGGGGUAGAUGGGUUGACAGGCAUAUUGAUUACAAGAAAACUCUAGUUUUCUUCAGAGGAUAUUCUGGCACUCAUUUCAGAGGAGGCCAGUGGAAUUCGGGAGGACAAUGUCAUAAAGAAACCGAACCUAUCUUCAACGAGACUUACUUAGCGAAAUACCCUUCAAAGAUGAGAGCUCUUGAGCAAGUUUUGGGGAAAAUGAAGACCCCGGUUAUGUACUUAAAUAUAAGCAGGCUGACAAAUUACAGAAAAGAUGCUCAUCCGUCGAUAUACAGAAAGUCUUACGAGACUGAGAAAGAGCUAAUUGAGGCCGAACAAUCCCAAGAUUGCAGCCAUUGGUGCUUGCCUGGUGUGCCUGACAUAUGGAAUGAGCUACUUUACGCUUCUGUUCUGAAGAUUGGAUGGGGGUCUCCAACUCAAGGAAUGUGACUUUAAGCAUGGAAUAUGUAAAGCAACAAAUUGAUAGAUAUCUCUUGCAGCACUGGUUCGUGAUAGCUAAACGGGUUUUAAGCUUUCUAUUAAGGUGUGCCAUUGUAAAUAUUUGAGUAUAAGUAUUAAGUAGGAACAAUCAUGCGCCUUUUGAUUCUUUCAACUGGCAAAAAGAUGAUGCUACACAUCUGUUGUUCCUAGCCAUACAAGCAAGGGACAAAAAGGAUUAAAGUACCAUAUAGAUCUAUAAAAAAUUUAAUUGUUCCA